Messenger RNA from Trichosporon asahii var. asahii CBS 2479, 1572 nucleotides. RefSeq names its product benzoylformate decarboxylase. The transcript has a single exon. Gene Ontology annotation, molecular function: magnesium ion binding; thiamine pyrophosphate binding; acetolactate synthase activity. Lineage: Eukaryota; Fungi; Basidiomycota; Tremellomycetes; Trichosporonales; Trichosporonaceae. The coding region runs from base 1 to 1572 and encodes 523 amino acids. The record is from RefSeq and is a predicted model, not a curated record.
AUGACGACAAAAGAGCUAACGGUGCUCGAUAGGACGUACGAGAUCCUGCGGGCGCACGGCCUCACGACCAUCUUCGGCAACCCGGGCAGCAACGAGUUACCGUUCCUCGCCUCCCUGCCUGAUGACUUCAGCUACGUCCUCGGACUUCAAGAGGCUGUCGUUACGGGUAUGGCGGAGGGAUACUCUCGGGCUACGGGGCAGCCAGCCUUGGUAUCGCUGCACGCGGCCAGCGGAACGGGGAACGCAAUGGGCGCGCUCACGAAUGCGGUCUAUGCCCAUGUCCCCCUGGUGCUGCUCGCGGGACAGCAGGUGCGCCGCACGGUGGGCCAGGAGGUCAUGCUCGCCAACGUCGAUGCCGGGAUGCUAACUAAGCCACUGGUGAAGUGGGCCGGUGAGCCGCUUGCCGCCGAAGACGUCCCGAGAGCCAUGUCCCAGGCUAUCCUCGAGGCUAUCACUCAGCGAGGACCGACCUACUUGAGCGUACCGUGGGACGACUGGGCGCACAAGGCCCUAGAGUCUGAUGCCCUCCUCCCCAGCCGUCGGGUGAAGGUCUGUGGUGCCUUGUCGAGGGAUGACAAGGACGAACUCCUGCAGCGUAUCGCGAACUGGAAACGACCCGUGCUCGUGCUCGGCCCCGACGCCGAUGGCGCGCAGAAGAGCUCUGUGCAGUUGGCAGAACGUCUCGGCGCCGCGGUCUGGAUCGCGCCCUCGGCCCCGCGAUGUCCGUACCCGACAACACACGCGCACUACCGCGGCCUCCUUCCUCCCGGUGUCGAAAGGGUCCGCUCCCGCCUGGAGGAUUACGACGGCAUCCUCGUCAUCGGAGCCCCCCUGAUGCGGUAUCAUCGCUGGGAGCCGGCGGCAUACACGAAUGGGCAGGACGUGGUGCACAUCACGCAGGACAACAGCGAGGCGACCCGCGCACCAUACGGGGACAGCUACGUCGCCAACGUGCAUCAGGCUAUUGCAGCGCUGGCAGCAGACGUGCCAGAUCGGGGCGAGCGACUCGAGAGGCGCUCCACACCGCCAGCGGCAACCAGCGAGAAGGGCAUGACGGGCGAGCAAGUCCUAGCCGUCCUCGAUAAGCAUGUGGGCGACAGUAUCACGUAUGUGAACGAGGCGACGACGCUCGACGUCACGUUCCUCGAGCGCAUGAGUGUUUCCAGGGAGAAUCAGUAUCACUUCCCCGCCAGCGGCGGGCUGGGAUUCGGUCUGCCGUGUGCGGUGGGCCUGGCCCUGGGACGGCCGGACUGGACCGUCGUCGCCGUCAUCGGCGACGGGAGCGCAAACUACGCGCUGCCUGCGCUCUACGCGGCUCGGACGCACAACACGCGCACCAUCUUCGUCAUUGUCAACAACGCAUCUUACGGCGCGCUGCGCAGGUUUGCUGUUGCGCUCCAGGCCGAGUCCUCCCCAGGACUCGAUAUCCCGGGCAUCGACUUUGUGUCCCUCGCUAAGGGGUAUGGCGUGCCCGCGUCCACGGUCAGUACGCCCGAGGAGCUCGACAAGGCGUACACCGACGCUCUCGAGGCGCAAGGACCGGUGCUCAUCGACGCUCGAGUCGUACAGUGA